AUUGGAGAAGAAAAGUCCGUCGCCGGUGAUCGGCGGGAAAAGCAACGUUGGGGUUUUUUCAUGCCGAAUCCCAAGACGGAGAGAACGAGAAGACUCGAUUCCCCAUUACGCCAAGUCCACCCUUUUGGACAAUCAAAACUAUUUUUAUAUUCUUCCUUCCUUCCUUACUUCCUUUGCAUGCUUGCUUGCUUGCUUGAUCUCUUCCAUUACAGUUGAAAACAGAGUAACCUAAACUGGACAUGGAUUUCUCUCAUCAGGUCUGAAAACUUAACGAAUCACGUCCACGAGCUUCGAUGAUGAUGAUGAUACCGCCCGUUCUCUCGUUUGUUCUGUUUCUACUAGCUUCUCCGGCCUACUCAUUCUAUCUUCCAGGAGUUGCCCCUCGCGAUUUUCAGCCGGGGGAGACUCUUGAGGUGAAAGUGAAUAAGCUUUCCUCAACAAAAACACAACUCCCGUAUGACUAUUACUCCUUACCUUAUUGCAAGCCCUCUAAAAUCAUUAACAGUGCAGAGAAUUUGGGGGAAGUUCUAAGAGGUGACCGUAUUGAGAACUCUGUUUAUACUUUCAAAAUGAUGGAAGAGAAGUUUUGUGUUGUUGCUUGUCGAGCUAAACUGGAUGCUGGAUCGGCAUUCAAAUUCCGAGAGAAAAUUGAGAACGAUUAUCGCGUCAACAUGAUUUUGGACAAUCUUCCGGUUGCAGUUCGCUGGCAAAGAGAAGAUGGUAAUCUGAAUAAGGUGUUUUAUGAACAUGGAUUUAGGGUUGGGUUGAAAGGGCAGUAUGUUGGGGCUCCAAGCAUGGUUGAAAAGUAUUUCAUCAACAAUCACCUAAGUUUUAAAGUGAAGUACCACAAUGAUCCCGAGUUUGAAUCUGCUCGUAUUGUUGGUUUUGAGGUCAUUCCAAAUAGCAUUCAUCAUGAUCCAAGUAAUUGGGAUGAUGAAAAGAAUCCUCAGCUUGUAACUUGUAACACCAACACCAAAACCAACAUUCAACCAAGCACAGUCCCUCAAGAGAUUGAAGAAGGAAACGAGAUCAUCUUCACAUACGACGUUUUGUUUGAGCCUAGUGACAUAAAAUGGGCUUCACGAUGGGAUACAUAUCUUCUCAUGAACGACGAUAGAAUCCACUGGUUCUCGAUAAUCAACUCUUUGAUGAUUGUCCUUUUCCUAUCGGGAAUGGUGGCUAUGAUAAUGCUCAGGACCGUGUAUAAAGACAUUGCCUAUUACAACGAACUAGACUCCCAAGAAGAAGCCCAGGAAGAAUCCGGUUGGAAACUCAUACAUGGAGAUGUUUUUCGCCCACCUGAUAACCCGAGUUUGUUGUGUGUUUAUGUCGGAACCGGGACCCAGCUCUUGGGAGUAACACUUGUCACACUCCUAUUCGCUAUGCUUGGCUUCCUUUCACCUUCCAACCGAGGUGGACUAAUGACGGCCAUGGUUAUAUUGUGGGUAUUAAUGGGCUUGUUUGCAGGCUUCUCCGCUUUGAGAUUGUUCAAAAUCUUUAAAGGAGAUGGUAAUUGGAAGAGAAUCUCGUUGAAGACUGCUAUUUUAUACCCUUCGAUUCUUUUCUCGAGUUUCUUCAUCUUGAACGGUUUAAUUUGGGGAGAGAAGUCUUCAGGAGCUGUUCCAUUUGGGACAAUGUCUGCAUUAGUCCUCUUAUGGUUCGGUAUCUCGGUUCCGUUGGUUUUUGUUGGCGGAUAUUUGGGUUAUAGGAUGACGGGUAUAGACCCUCCCGUUAAAACAAACAAAAUCCCAAGACCGAUUCCUCAUCAGCCGUGGUAUCUAAACCCUCCUUUCCCCAUUCUUCUAGGAGGAAUUCUCCCGUUUGGUGCGGUUUUUAUCGAGCUUUUCUUCAUACUCACGUCCAUUUGGCUGAACCAAUUCUACUACUUCUUCGGGUUUCUUUUCGUCGUGUUUAUGAUUCUUAUGGUGACUUGUGCGGAGAUGGCUAUCGUUUUGUGUUAUUUUCAGUUGUGUAGUGAAGAUUACUAUUGGUGGUGGAGAUCUUACUUGACUGCUGGCUCUUCGGCAUUUUACCUUUUUGUUUACUCGAUUUUUUACUUCUUCAGUAAGCUGCAGAUUACGAAGAUGGUUUCGGGUAUUUUGUACUUUGGGUAUAUGUUGAUAGGGGCGUUCACGUUUUUCAUUUUGACGGGCACAGUUGGGUUCUAUGCUUGCUUUUGGUUUGUUUGGAAGAUUUACUCUUCGGUAAAGAUUGAGUAGUUUCUUUUUCUCUUCAAUUCAACUUCAAGAUUUACCACGAAGUUACUUUCAUCUUGUUGAUCUGUUGUAAUUUCCUCUUUUUAUAAUUACUUGGUAGUUUUGAAAUGAAAUGGUUUGUUA
This is a messenger RNA of Impatiens glandulifera, 2339 nucleotides long. Its product is annotated as transmembrane 9 superfamily member 7-like. The transcript has 7 exons. The record is from RefSeq and is a predicted model, not a curated record. The coding region runs from base 294 to 2219 and encodes 641 amino acids. NCBI's taxonomy places the organism in Eukaryota, Viridiplantae, Streptophyta, Magnoliopsida, Ericales, Balsaminaceae. Gene Ontology annotation, biological process: protein localization to membrane. Gene Ontology annotation, cellular component: membrane.